Rhagoletis pomonella (apple maggot) is the source of this 632-nucleotide messenger RNA. RefSeq lists its product as uncharacterized. The record is from RefSeq and is a predicted model, not a curated record. The coding region runs from base 47 to 550 and encodes 167 amino acids. The transcript is spliced from 3 exons. Gene Ontology annotation, cellular component: transcription factor TFIIIC complex. NCBI's taxonomy places the organism in Eukaryota, Metazoa, Arthropoda, Insecta, Diptera, Tephritidae. Gene Ontology annotation, biological process: transcription by RNA polymerase III.
UUAAUGAGUGCGAACCACGAUCCAGAAAAUCCUGUAAUUCUUGAAUAUGGACGAAGAAUCAGACUAUGAAGAGGAGGAAUUUUUAAUAUUCGCUGACUUUAAAAAUCAGCUAGGUUCUCUUGAACUGGAUGAAAACAUUCCAGUUAAAAUAAUUGGUCUGGACAGUGAUCCAGUUGCUGAAGUAAAUGGAAAUAUAUUUAAAGGAAGCUUUGAUAACCCAAUGGGAACGUGUGUGUUCUUUGAGAAAGAUCCAGACGCCACACCGUCAGAUCCGUUGUUUGAAACUACUUGUCGACAAAAAUAUAAAUAUUUCGCCAAAACUAGUAAAAUAAUAUAUUUUGAACGUGUCUUUGCCGAAAGUAAAGAAUGUGAACGGAUGGAUGAUACGCCUGAUGCUGAUAACAAAAAAGCGUCUCUCGAAAAAGGCGAUACCGGCAUAAAUCAAGACAGACAUGAAAGACCAUUUGCGGAGGUUAAUCUUCAAAUAAAUAUGUCUUACGACGAAGCUAUAAGAAAAUUUCAAUCGUUCGAUGAUAUUCUAAACUGUUGAAUCCCUAGCCAGAAUGGAAGAAAUACUAGGCCAAGAGAUGCAGCCGCCAAUUUCUUUAAAGGAAUUCUUAGCAGAUUGGAAA